Molecule: messenger RNA, 2568 nt
Organism: Ascoidea rubescens DSM 1968
Lineage: Eukaryota; Fungi; Ascomycota; Saccharomycetes; Ascoideales; Ascoideaceae
Product: mRNA-binding protein PUF3
Exons: 4
Coding region: 1-2568 (855 amino acids)
Biological process (GO): nuclear-transcribed mRNA catabolic process, deadenylation-dependent decay
Cellular component (GO): cytoplasm
Molecular function (GO): mRNA 3'-UTR binding
Source: RefSeq, a predicted model, not a curated record
AUGCCCUUUUUUUUAGAUGAUUCUUCUGUGUUGAAUACUCAGCCCUCCAUAUCCAAAAAUCCCUGGUCUUCAAACACCUCUUUAUCUCCUUUUGCCAAUACCUCCAAUAAUCCUACCUCUUCGUCUUCUUCUCAGUUCCAAAAUGUCUUAAAUCUGAUUGAUAACGAUGUUGCCAGUGUUGUUUCUAGUUUAAAUGCGAAUGUAUCCAACAGCAAUAAUUCUAAUCUCAACUCAAACAGCGCAAACAGUGGAAGUGUUAAUGGUAGCGACGCUGAUAGUGAUAUCUUUAGAUCUGGCCCCUUUGGUUUAACAAAGGGCACCUUAUCUGCUAUAUCUGCUCCACUAGGCUCGUUCAAUAAUCCAAAAAUGCAUCAAUCCAAAAUGUUCGGUGCUGCUUCAAUUAGUGGUGGUUUUCCAUCAACUGUCUCAAACCCUGGAAAAUUCUUGGAAAAAUUUUCUUCUGUUGCAGAAGCCACUAAAGAAGUUGAAUUGUUAGGAAAUUUAGGUAAAUUAUCUUUAGGUGCAAAUAAUAACAGAAGUGGAAUCUCAACGAGAAGAUCAAGUUUUCUUGACAACAACAACCCGGUUCUACUUUCUUCUCCAAAUUCAAUCAAUGAACCCACUUUAAAUCUAAAAGGCCAAUCUUUAUCUGAAAGAAUUGACAAUUUUUACACUUCUCCAAAUCAUUCAUCGAACAGUUCAAACAGCAAUUCAAAUGAUAACAAUUCCUCCGCUAAAACUGCCACUUCUGCUUCCACUUCAACGCCUGCUUCUACCAACAAUUCUUCUGAAACUACUUUCCACCAAACCUGGAACCCUGCUGCUGCUCAAACUUUCACCUCAAUGUAUAUGCAUCAACCAGUUCAACAACAAGAACCUUCUGACAUUUAUCCUCAAUUAUUCAACCCAUUUGCCUUUCCUUAUGGUAAUUAUCCAAUGCCAAUGAUGCCAAUGCAAUAUCAUCCUGCAAUGUCUCAUGAGUAUCCUCCUCAAGAGUUUCCUUCCAUCUCAACCAAAGACCUGAAUUCUGAUAAUAAAUCUGAUGAAAAUAAAGACUCGCUUGACGCCUUAUCAGAUGAAAAAAUUAAACCAAAUGAAUCCAAAAAUGUUUCCUCAACUCCUCUUCCAAAUCCUCUUCAAAAUCCUCUUCAAUCUCCCGAUUUUCGUGCUUUUCCAUACAUGUUCCCUUCAUUCAACCCUUAUAUGUUUCAGCCUCAAUUGCCUUUUGCCCCUGGUCAAGUUUCAAGUCCAAUGUUAGCUCCCCAACCUACUCAUGCUCCUUUAACUCCACCAAUGCCUGCUUCUUCUCCUCUCUUGCAUGGUCAAGCCUCGCCAGUUAACACUAAAGCUUUAUCUCCCCCAAACCCUGCAAAUAACGGUUCUUCUUCUAAACGUAAAUCAAAACGUGAAUCAAACAAAUCAAAAUCUUCACCUCCACCAAAUAGAUCUGGAGCUUCAACCUCAAAGCCUAAUGGCUCUCAUAUUUAUAGAAGUCCCUUGUUAGAAAAAUUUCGUGCUAACAAAUCAAAUAAAGAAUACACUUUAAAGGAUAUUUUCAAUCAUGGCAUUGAGUUUUCUAAAGAUCAACAUGGUUCGAGGUUCAUUCAACAACAAUUGGAAGAUUCUCCUGAAGCUGAAAAGGAGGUUUUUUUUAAUGAAAUUAGAGGUGUCGGAAUGGAAUUAAUGGUUGAUGUUUUUGGAAAUUAUGUCAUUCAAAAGUUUUUUGAAUUCGGCUCAGACGUUCAAAAAAAUGUUUUGUUUGAAUUAAUGCAAGGUCAUAUCUAUGAUUUGUCUCUACAAAUGUACGGUUGCAGAGUUGUUCAAAAAGCUAUUGAAGCAAUUGAUGUUGACCAAAGAAUUUCUAUUAUUAAUGAACUAAAAGAUCAUAUUUUGGUUUGUGUUAAAGACCAAAAUGGUAAUCAUGUUAUUCAAAAAUCUAUUGAAUUAAUUCCCUUUGAUAAAGUUCGUUUUAUUUUAGAGAUUUUGCAAAAACACAUUUACCAUCUAUCAACUAACCCUUAUGGAUGUAGAGUUAUUCAAAGACUAUUAGAAUACGGCGAAAGAAAAGACCAAAAAAUUAUCUUGGAUGAGAUUUCUAAAUAUGCAUUUUUUUUAAGUCAAGACCAAUACGGAAAUUAUGUUAUUCAACAUAUUUUACAACAUGGAGAACCUAAUGAUCGUGAUUCUAUGUGUGAAGUGGUUCUAGGAAACGUUGUAACUUUUUCCAAACAUAAAUUUGCCUCAAAUGUUGUUGAAAAAUCAAUUGUUUAUGGGUCGAUCAAAAACAGAUACAGAAUUCUUGAUGAAGUUCUUGAAGGUAAUGGAAAAGAUGAUAACAAAGAAGUUGAUGAUAAUUCUUCUUUAGCAUUGAUGAUGAAAGACCAAUUUGCUAACUACGUUGUUCAAACAUUAGUUGAUAUUACUGAAGGACCUAAAAAGAAGAUUUUAAUUAAAAAAAUCAAACAAUAUUUACAAAAAAUUUCAAAACCUACUUAUGGUAAGCAUUUAGCUUCUAUUGAAAAACUAAUUCAUUUAUCCGAAACCACCAAUGUUGAUGAUAUUGAUUAA